Molecule: messenger RNA, 2265 nt
Organism: Carica papaya (papaya)
Lineage: Eukaryota; Viridiplantae; Streptophyta; Magnoliopsida; Brassicales; Caricaceae
Product: protein NRT1/ PTR FAMILY 5.2-like
Biological process (GO): transmembrane transport; dipeptide transport
Cellular component (GO): membrane
Molecular function (GO): tripeptide transmembrane transporter activity; dipeptide transmembrane transporter activity
Source: RefSeq, a predicted model, not a curated record
GAAUGAAUUUAAUUUCCAUGGUAGUUCAAAUUAAUAAGAAAGAAAGAAGGUAUGGAGUAUGAUAUAAUGUAAUAUGGUUGAAUCUCAUUUAUGAACUUUUUUGUUGGAUAAUAGUGAGUGAAUUGAGGAGGGAAAGCCAAUGAAAAGGAAAGAUAACGAUGGCAAAGCUGUAAAAUGCGUAAACUGGGCCUGGCUGGCUUGCUGGGUCCUAGGAAUAUAAGCACAGCCAGAGAGGUGUAUAAAAAGGGUUAAGAUACAUAGAGUUACACAGAGAAAGAGAGAGAGAGAAAAGAGUUGCAGGGGAAGACCAAGAAAGAAGAAGAAGAAGAUGGUGAUGAAAAUGGAAGAAGGGAUUGAUGAUUACACAAAAGAUGGGACUGUAGACCUUAGAGGAAACCCUGUUCUCAAAUCCAAAAGAGGUCGAUGGAAAGCUUGCUCUUUUAUAGUUGUGUAUGAGGUGUUUGAACGGAUGGCGUAUUACGGGAUAUCGAGCAACCUGGUGCUUUACCUGACUCGGAAGCUGCACGAGGGCACGGUGACAUCCGCCAACAACGUCACCAACUGGGUUGGCACAAUUUGGAUGACUCCCGUCUUGGGCGCCUACGUCGCCGACGCCCAUCUUGGCCGCUACUGGACCUUCAUUAUUUCUUCCGCCAUUUAUUUCUCGGGGAUGUCUCUACUAACCCUAGCAGUAUCAGUCCCUGGACUAAAACCACCUCCUUGCUGUGAAUCAAUUAAUGGAGGAGGAGACUGUAAAAAAGCUUCAACUUUACAGCUAGCCGUAUUCUUUGGCGCACUCUACACGCUGGCAAUUGGAACCGGCGGAACCAAGCCUAAUAUCUCGACAAUGGGAGCUGAUCAAUUAGAUGACUUUGAUCCCAAGGAGAAAUCACUCAAGCUCUCAUUCUUCAACUGGUGGGUGUUCAGCAUUUUCUUUGGAACACUUUUUGCCAACACAAUUCUUGUGUAUAUACAAGACAACGUGGGUUGGACUUUGGGCUAUGCUCUUCCGACCCUUGGCCUUGCUGUAUCAAUCUCCAUCUUCUUGGCCGGCUCACCCUUUUACAGACACAAACUCCCGACUGGCAGUCCUUUCACCAAGAUGGCUAGAGUCAUUGUUGCUGCUCUCAAGAAAUGGAGUCUCCCUCUCCCCACCGAUCCCACACAACUCUAUGAACUUGAUUCUGAAGAGUAUGCCAAGAAUGUCAAAUUCAAGAUUGACCCAACUCCAACCUUGAGGUUCCUCAACAAAGCUUCAAUCAAAACAGGUUCAAUUGAUCCAUGGAUCUUGUGUUCAGUCACAGAAGUAGAAGAAACCAAACAGAUGAUUCGAAUGUUACCCAUCUUGGUUUCAACGUUUGUUCCGAGCACAAUGAUGGCUCAGGUUAACACCCUUUUCAUAAAACAAGGCACCACUCUGAACAGACGUGUCGGCAACUUCAACAUACCACCAGCCAGCUUAGUUGGAUUUGUGACAGCGUCUAUGCUUGUCACCGUUGUUUUAUAUGAUAGAUUGUUCGUGAAGAUAAUGAGAAGAUGGACCAAGAAUCCCAGAGGAGUUUCUCUGCUGCAAAGAAUGGGAAUUGGCAUGACUCUACACAUCAUGGUUAUGACAACUGCAUCUUUCAUGGAUAGAUACAGACUGAGUGUAGCUAGAAAAAAUGGGUUGAUUGAAAAUGGAGGUCAAGUUCCGUUGACCAUAUUCAUUUUACUACCUCAGUUCAUUCUGAUGGGGGCAGCAGAUGCUUUUCUAGAGGUUGCAAAGCUUGAAUUCUUCUAUGAUCAAGCACCUGAGAGCAUGAAAAGUCUGGGUACUUCAUAUUCCACAACCACGUUGGGCGUCGGGAAUUUUAUCAGCAGCUUUCUUCUUUCCACAGUUUCUGAGAUAACGCAAAGCCAUGGUCGCCAAGGAUGGAUUCUGAACAACCUAAAUGCUUCUCACUUGGACUAUUACUAUGCAUUCUUCGCCAUACUCAACUGUGUCAACUUCCUUUUCUUCUUGUUUGUCGUUAGGUUUUAUGUGUAUAAGGCUGAAGUUUCAGAUUCCAUGGACGUGCUUGCCAAACAAUUGGAGCUCAUGUCCAGUGUCAAGGAAUCCAACCAACAACAGCUUAAGCCAUCGCUAGUCCAAUAACGAAUUUAUAAUUAUGUAUAUGUAUACAGUCAACAAUAAUUGCAGCUUGUGUAAAUUCAAGGGGAAAGUAAACGUAACUUAGUUAAUUAAGCAAUUAUGCUAAUGCCUAUGAUAGCUUUUGAUCGGUGCAA